GGCAGUGUACGUGCACACAAGUGCAUGAAAAACAAAUACUCAAUUGCUCUAUCGCGCGUAGUGCACGAAAAAUCUUGUUGUAACGUGUUUGUCCAGUCAUGUCACUCGCUAAUAAGGAUCUGAAAAUCGUGAGGAGAGGCGAGACUUGAUUUUUCAUUUCUUCUAAUAUCUUCAACGACAACAUUCGAAGUCAGACGCAUUAACGAGUUAAAGCGCGUAAAGUUAGUUCGACAAAAGAAAUAUCUACAGGUAACGUCGCAAGUCCGCAAGCACACACGACUCAGGGAAUCAUCCCCUAGGCGUUGUCGUGUGUCAGGGUACUAACUCAGGGUGAGCGAGGCCCCUAGGCGUCAUCGUAGAUCGCGUACGUAGUAGUCAAGUAAAACAUAGACACAAUUCGGGUAAUUAUGUAGAAUAUGGGCGUCACCUCAAAUUUCGAUAAAAUUGGGCUUAUAUGACGUGUUUUUGCAGGAAAUGAACGAAUCUGGCAGAAAUAAUUGCCGCUCUGCCUCGCAAAGCGAGAUAUAAAUCGUUAAAGUUGACAACUAUUUAGGUUAGGAAACCUGUCAUCUCGGCGUAAUGUAACAAACUGAGUAUGCGCUGUGUAUGUGCCGUGCUAGAAAAAGUGCGCCAAAUUUGAAAUUAUGCUUUGUUUUAAUUAUAUAAAAUACACUCGUAUGUUUAAAAUAUGAUAAUAUUAAAAUCUUUCUCUUUAAUAAUUGAUGAGAUUUCAUAAAAUUAUUUUUAAAAUUUUUUGCUUUACCAAAUUGAUGAGUGUAAAAUACGCUUUAAAUUAAAGCAGGCAACAGACGCCUGCUUUACAACAAAAUUAAUUUUUACUAAGUUUUCUUUGUUAGUAUGUGAUAGAAUAAGUCUAAUUUUAUCGAAAUUUAAAGUGAUGCCCGUAUUCUAAAUAAUUAUCAAGCUAAACUUUUAGUAUUGUAUAUUAAGUUGCCCUCAUUGACCUCAGAACAUUUUGGUACUUUUUGUGAGAUCAGGGACUCUGCACGAAGAUGCAUUGGUGGUAGCAGUCUGAUGCAUUUUGAUGGAAUUGGAUCAAUGGGACAUCAAUCACAACUACUCGUAUAACAUAGCCGAAUCAGAAGGAAAUUGUUCGAUUUCAAUCCUGUUCCUAAUAUCGAAACAAUGGUCGAUAGAGCUAAACUUCUUAUUCAAAAAAGAACAUCUUUAAAAUCUAAGAUUAUCAACUUAAGUAACCUCCUCGAUAAAGAUAAAAUCAACGGCGUCGAAUUGAGAUUACGGGGCGCACGUUUGACUGAAUUGUAUCAUGCCUACGAGGAGUAUAGUGACGAGCUCGCGGUGCUGGAUCCGAGCGACGCGCAUACAGACGAAUUCGCAGACAUUCAAGAACGUUUCUAUAUUCUCGCGGGCAGAAUCGAAAAUACCUUAAAUGCGGCGAACGCUUCGAGUGUGGGCGCUAACGUGUCGAACGAGGAAGCGCAAUCUAAUAAUGGAAGCAUGGUAGAAAGAAGACCUAUUAAGUUGCUUGAGCGUCCGUACGAGACGACGCGCAGCAGCAUAUUGCGUCUUUAAGCGCGCUAGGAGUUUCUGUCGCACCUGAGAUAGUCGUCCAUAUAUUAGAAAAUAAAUUGCCGAAAGCGACGUUAGAAAAGUGGGAAGCAACUCUUGAAAGAAAUGAGUUUCCAAAGCUUGACCAAAUGUACGAUUUUUUAUACAAAACGGCAGCGGUGUGCGCGUUGAGACGCGAAAAAGUAUUAUAAAGGCGACGGAGACUGUGAAAUGCAAGGGUGAUCCUCCUAUCAAAAGGAAGCGAUUCCAGUCAGAGGACAAAACCUUUGUGUUAAAUGGGCGUAAUUGCGUGGUGUGCAAAACAAAACAGCACUCCACCUAUGCGAUGAGUUUAAACAACUGCCAAUACCUAAACGCAUUAAAACGGUAAAAAAUGCAAAGCUUUGCUACAAUUGUAUGCGAUCUCACAAAGAUCAUCCUUGCAAAUUCUCUAGCUGCUCGAUUUGUCAAAAGCGGCAUAACACGCUUCUUCAUGAUGAAGAACAAAAUCGAUACGAAAACGAACAUCUUUCAAUCGGUAUGAUUAACUGGUCUGCAAGUUAAAAAGUAAGCCUCGUAUUAAUAUCUUAUAAAAUAACGCCUUAAUUAUUAACAAUUGCGAUGGUAUAUCCAUAGUGCAAAUGCGAGCCCAUCCGGUGUCGUGCGUUACUGGACACUUAUGCGACAGCUAAUUUUAUAACUAAACGUAUUGUGCGACGUUUAAAUAUAUACCUAUGAACACAUUCGGUACUGAUCGGCGCGAUUAAUGCGAUGAACAUAGUUUCGAAGAGUAUAGCCCUAUACAGUCAGCUUACAAUAACUUUUGCAACGAUCUCAUGUGUUUAAUUAUUCCGGCCAUCAUGGAUCUGAUACCACUCGGGACCUUUCCACGAAAUUUAAUUGAUAUAUCUAUGAACAUUAGACUAGCGGAUUUCGAUUUUUCAUUUACCGUGUUUUUUUCUCUCUCCAUUGAAUUAUUAAUCGGCUUUGGAGCGACAUUGUCGUUAUUUUUUGUAAGGCAAAUCAAUCUAUCACGAGAAGGAUACGAUUUAUAUCUGCAGCAAUCCGGCGUGUCUCUGAAUAAUAUAAUAAUGGGCCCCUUAAGGACAAGCUAUUUUCGUAUUUAAUUAGAUUUCACGUAUAUAAAUUGUCAUUAACGAGGACAUUGAAAAAAUGUAUCUGCAGAUAUUAUUGCAUGAAGAUGAUCAGGAUUCUUCUCUCUCCUAAACCCGAACGACUUAUUUAUAUUAUCACCGGCUCACUAAUCGGCAAUCUCUAACGGCCCUUCCGGCGGGCGACCUGUUAUCUGUUCCAGUCAAUCAAUUAUUUACCUUGCAGCAUACCAGUGAAAUGCGACAGGAUUUCUGGACGCGUUGGAGGCUUGAAUACCUGAACGAAUUGCAAAUGUGUAGUAAAUGAGCCAAGAAUGGGCCGAAACUCGACGUCGGGGAUUAUUGUUCUCAUUAAAGACAAGAAUAGGCAUGCCAUGUACCCGAUGGACAAUGGGCAGGGUCGUGAUAAUCCAUCCAGACGAACAUGGGAGUAUUGCGGACUGUUACUAUCAAAACUCCAUCAGGACAGAUAAAGAGAACAGUCAAUCAUUUAUGUUUCUUAUUGAUCGAGCAAUAGCAAUGCUCUACAUCUUACACUAUCAUUUAAGACCCAUUGUAAAGGAUUAUUAUUAUGCGAUUAUUAUUAUUAUUAUGUGUUGUAAACGAUUAUUAUGAUAAUUAUGCGAUUAUUAUGCGUUGUGAAGGAUUAUUAUUAUUAUUAUGCGAUUAUUAUGCGACUUAUGCGUUAAGCCAUUAGGCUACAAUGGUUACAUAUUAUAAUUCAAAAUAUGUGAACUAUUUUUAUUAUAUAAUAUCAUGCUUAGAACACUUUAUGCGUAAGCGAUUUCUCUCAAAGAGUUCAUUGAUUCCUCUCAGACGACAUUGCGAAUUUACGAGCACACACGUUCAGGGAAUCAUUCCCUAAAUGUUAUUAUGUCAGGGUACCGACCUAGGAUGAGCAAGGUAUCAAGGCGUCGUCGUGUAUCGCAUACGUGAAAUAAAAAAUAAACAAUUUGCAAGCGAUAUAAUUAUAAUUAUAAUAUUAAAACUAACGAAUGUAAAUAAAUUUUGAUAAAAGCGAAA
This is a messenger RNA of Solenopsis invicta (red fire ant), 3665 nucleotides long. RefSeq lists its product as uncharacterized. The transcript has 2 exons. Bases 1147 to 1554 code for a protein of 135 amino acids. The record is from RefSeq and is a predicted model, not a curated record. Lineage: Eukaryota; Metazoa; Arthropoda; Insecta; Hymenoptera; Formicidae.